AUGGCGGAUACACGGACACGCAAGUCUCCCCACCGCCUGGAUGGCGACGACGCUGACGAUGGCGACGCGGGCCUGGGUGGCGCUGGCUGGGACGACGCCGUCGAGGCGUUCCGCGACCGGCGGAAGCUCCGCGCCAACCGAACGGAGCGCCUCCGGGCGGCUGGCUUCUCGGAACGAGACGCCGAUCGCCUGACGGGGGCAGAGGCGGCCGAGGCCGUGUUAAGGUAA
This is a messenger RNA of Durotheca rogersii, 228 nucleotides long. RefSeq lists its product as uncharacterized. NCBI's taxonomy places the organism in Eukaryota, Fungi, Ascomycota, Sordariomycetes, Xylariales, Xylariaceae. The transcript is spliced from 2 exons. Bases 1 to 228 code for a protein of 75 amino acids. The record is from RefSeq and is a predicted model, not a curated record.